Messenger RNA from Vespa crabro (European hornet), 3566 nucleotides. It is a transcript of the gene Liprin-beta, whose product is annotated as liprin-beta-2. Lineage: Eukaryota; Metazoa; Arthropoda; Insecta; Hymenoptera; Vespidae. Bases 137 to 2398 code for a protein of 753 amino acids. Gene Ontology annotation, molecular function: protein binding. The transcript is spliced from 12 exons. Gene Ontology annotation, biological process: neuromuscular junction development. The record is from RefSeq and is a predicted model, not a curated record. Gene Ontology annotation, cellular component: presynaptic active zone.
AAUAUAUUAUUUCCUGGUAAUAUACGUGUGGAAUACAUUUAUACAUUAUUGAACUUAUAAGUUCAGAUUAUAUGUUUAAAUAAUGUGGUGCAAUAAUGAUAUUUUGGAAGAAGGGGUAGCUAUUUCUUUAUAAGGAAUGGAUAAUACGUGGACCAAUUAUCCUAAAGAGUACCAGAAUUUAAUUGCUAUCAUGGAAGAAGAAAAUAAACAACAUAGGAAAGAUUCACAGUCAGAUUCAUCAGAUGCAGCUUCAACUAUAAAACAUUGGGAUAGUCAGUGGACACCUUCAGAAGGAUAUGAUUCUUCUGGAACGUCUAAUUCUGGUUGUGGUGAGGAUUAUGCCGAAGAUUAUCAACACAGAAUACCAGUUGAUCUACCUAGAUUUGUUGAAGAUUGUCACAGUGCUUGUAGGUCUCAGACUUGUCUUUGUCAGGGUUGUCUAUUCGAAUACAGUAAGAUGAUAAAUCUUCAAGGCAGUAUGUCCAAUAUUUGUGGAAUACCAACAUCAAAAACCAAUCCAACUCAUUUAUCGACUCUUCCACCUUUGUAUAGUACACCAUGUUCAAGUAUCCAGAGUGAGCUGCCACAUCAUUGUAGCAAGGACCAUCUUCCUUUAAGUUGCAACUGUCACAAGAUGUAUUCUUGUCAUAUGCAACAAAUUCCAUUGCAUUUAAAGGAAUGUCAUUUACAUUCCAGUGACAAAACAAAUAGCACUACUUCUCUUUCUGGAAAUUCAGUAGGUCGUUGUGUUGGUUCAUUGGAUAGAAGAAGACGAAGAUUCAAAAGUAAAACUGAUCAUAAUCAGAGGACAAAAUCACAUAGUGAUUUAAUAUGCUGUGCUAAAGAUAGACCACAUUACUGUUCUUUACAGCAAUUUCAAUGUGGCAAUAAUUCACAUUUAUAUAGCUAUUAUAAUAAAACUGAGGAACGUCUCCAAAAAUUAGAAAGCGAACGUGGUGCACUUCAUAUGGAAGUAUCAGUUUUGUCAGAGCAAGUUGAUGCACAGUCUAGUAAAAUUCAAGAAUUGGAAAAUAUGCUUAAAGAAAAAAAGCAUUCCCUCAGACAAAUGGAAGAAGCUUUACAAAAGGAAGUAUUAUCAAGAAGUGCAUUAGAGACACAAAAACUAGAGCUUCUUAGUUCUCUUUCUGAACUAAAACUCAGACAAGCUAGUUUAGAACAUGAAAAUUUAGCAUUAAGAAAUACAAAUUCAUUAUCCAAUGGGGAGAGAUUCAGUAGGCAUGCUGGUCAAUAUAGCAGUCUUCCAAGGCCACCAACAUCUUCAAAGAAAGGAGUCGCGUUUGGUAAGGUUUCGAAUUUAAUCUCUGGAGAGCACACAACAGUACCAUUGGCUAUUAGAGGAAUCUCUGCGAGAUGUCUAUCAGCUCCUAUUCUAGCGGAAGAAGAAAAAAUAGUAAUUGGAGAAUCAAGUUUUCAACCAGAAUCAACACCACCAAAGCCACUUGCAGAAUUGUCUAUAGAAGAAGUUGGUGAUUGGCUAUCUCGCAUUGGCCUGGAAUGUUACGCUGCAGAAUUAAGACGAUGGGGAGCUACUGGUGUAAAGUUAGUUGAGGCAACGCCAAAUCAAAUUGAAAAGGAACUUGAUAUAAAAAAUAUAUUGCAUAGAAAAAAAUUACUAUAUGCAAUUGAGUCUGAGAGAUCUAAUGCAGAAGGCUUUCUUGGUUCAGAAAAGAUGGAUAGUGCUGCAGUACUACGAUGGUUAGACGACAUUGGAUUACCUCAACAUAAAGAAGCUUUUCAUAAUGCCAAAGUUGAUGGUAGAGUAUUACAUAGAUUAACAACAGAAGACUUAUUGAAUCUCGGUGUGACAGCUCAGCUGCAUGCAGCUAGUUUACGACGAGGAAUUCAGAUUUUGAGGGAGUUGAAUUUUGAAUUUGAUAAUAUGGAGAGAAGAUCAGUAAAUGGGAAUGGCGCAGAUGGAACUAAUGUCACACUAUGGACUAAUCAUAGAGUGAUGGAAUGGUUGAGAGUGGUUGACCUUGCAGAAUAUGCACCCAAUAUGAGAGGCUCAGGAGUGCAUGGAGGAUUAAUGAUCCAUGAAGGUCGCUUCACCUCAGAAUUGUUAGCCACUAUAUUAAGCAUUCCACCUUCAAAAACUCUAUUAAGAAGGCAUUUGACAACUCACUUUAAUCAAAUUCUUGGUAGAGAAGUUGUACAGCAUAAAAGAGAGAUGGAAAGUACGCUUGGAUUUGUACCUUUAACUCUUACGGCUAGAUUGAAGGCACCAAAGAAGUCUCAGUUCACGUUAAAGCGUAAAAAAAGUAAAAACGAAGUGGAUUAUGGAAAUCUGGUUUGUCCUUUGGAAACAUCACCACCAGGUACACCAUCAACAUCUUCGUCAACACCAGGCAGUCCUAAUUUGAACUCACCCUCACUCUAACCAUAAUCACAGAUUCAUUCAAGCAGUCAUCUUAACUAACUCAUCUAGAGGAUACUGGACAAAAGAAAGUAAUUGGUUGUAUAUGAGGAACAUAUAUAAAACUUAUUUUGUACAAUGAGUAUAUUGGACGAUUCAUUCUAUACCAAAAAAUAUUUACUUUUAUUAGAUUUGAUUAACAGGCAAGCUAUUAACAGAGAGAAUGGAGGUGUAAAAAUUACAAAUCACAGAUAAACAGGGACCAUUUUUUUACGACACGAACGUAUUAACAAUUUGUGUAAUCAAAAUAAUAACAGGACAGUAUAGGUGCCUUGCUAUAUAUAACGUCUUUAGAUUAUGUCAUAUAUCUUCAAACAGAUUUCUAAUAACCUUAUCAAGAUAAUAGUAAUUGUUCAAUACUAAAUAAUUGACGCGUUGCAAAAUUUAUAUUUUCAUAUUACAAAUAACACAUGUAUUUUGUAUGUAGUUUGACUAUUAAUGUGUUAUUAAAAAUUAUUAUAGUGAUAUAAUAUAAUUAAUUUAAUUGCUAUCUGAAAAUUGUAUACAGUUUUAUGAAAUUUUUGGACUCUUUAAUAUAUUACAAAAAAGUAAUCUAGUAAAACAACGAAAAUUUUUAAGUUUACAUAUAAUAUGUGAUAAAAGUAAAUACACAAAUAAUAUAAAAAUUUUUCGAGUGAUUAUUUACUUUAGUUUUUAUAUUUUCCACAGGAGAUUAUAUUACACUUGGAUAUCAUGAAAGAAGGUAAAAUAUUAAGGCUGAAUUAUUACCCUUGGUUUUAUAAUUGUUUACGCUAGCAAUGAAUCCAGACGUAAUUUUUGAUCGAUUUUGAUGAAUAAGAUCUCAAAAAUAAAAUUUUAAAUGAGAUAGCUUUUUCGAAUUUUUUAAAAAGUUUUGGAUUCUUUGGAAAAAACGUUGAAAAAUGAUUUUCAUAGAUAAGCUUGAAUUGUAUCUUUUGUUCCCUGAACUAAUCGAUGGCUUACUUAUUUGUGUAAAUAUUUCAAAUUGAAAGAAACACGUUUCGCAAUACUCACACGAAGAAGUUUUAGUGAUAGGUUCGGUGGUUUUGUCAAUUAUUUUACCAAAAAUUAUAAUUAAUGAAUAGUUAUAUAUUAUAUAUUACUUUAAUAAAAAUCAAAAUGUUAAUAAAAAUCUUAUAUUAUCUAUGAGGUA